Messenger RNA from Cuscuta campestris, 2152 nucleotides. NCBI's taxonomy places the organism in Eukaryota, Viridiplantae, Streptophyta, Magnoliopsida, Solanales, Convolvulaceae. The record is from the annotation of a GenBank genome assembly.
AAGGAAUCGAGGUGCCGUCUUGCUCUUCAAUUUGGAGAAAAUUAGAUAAAAAAAGUAUACCCAUCCCCAAUCAGGGCAUUUUCAAUCUGGAUCAUUCCCCAAUCUUUAGACCGUCAAUCUCACCUCAUCCCCCCCCCCCACCGAAUCGCGCGAAAUUCAAAUCGUAGCUUUUUUCUCCCACGGGUGGUGCAGUCCAUUCCAGUCCCUCCUGCUGAAGAAAUCCGGCUUAAAUCAUAUAUUCAUCUCUCCCGACGCGGCUGGUGGGAAUGAAGCUCCGCACAGCUUUGAGCCCAAGGUUGGUUUUGAUUAUCACUGGGCCCCUAAAUCUUCCGCAGAAAAAACUUUCGACUCUCCAACACCUAAGCCUCCCCCCAGGAUCAUCACAGCACCAUCUUCCCAAUCAAAACCAUCUUCCGAACCCACCAUCAUCAGACUGGUCGUAUCAAUUGUGGAACUGUGUAUCCCAAAGAAAGUAUGAGGAAGCCAUUUUGCUCUAUGCCCGAAGCCGUUUUGCAGGAAACUCUGUGUUAUUAGGUGCCGUGCCUCUGGUGCUGAAGUCUUGCGCCUCACUCUCUGAUCUUGUUCUUGGCAAUGCUUUACACGCCGAGUGUGUAAAGUCAGGGGUGGAAUUCGAUGUUAUGGUGGGCACUUCAUUGGUUGACAUGUAUGGUAAAUGUGGUGAUAUUGCGAGUGCCUGCAAGGUGUUUGAUCAUAUGCCCAACAGAAAUGUUAUCACGUCGAAUGCAAUGGUAUGUGGGUACAUGAAGAAUGGGGAUACAGGCUCUGCACUCCUGCUGUUUGAGAGAAUGUCGGAGAGAAGCUCCGUAACUUGGAAUGAAAUGAUCCAUGGCUUUUGGAGAAAUGGCAAUGUAGUGAUGGCAAAGCUCUUCUUUGAUAAGGUUCCGAAUGAGCUGAGAAAUGUGGUGACGUGGACUGUGAUGGUCGAUGGUUAUGCUAGCAGUGGGGACAUGGAUGCUGCAAGGGAAGUGUUUGAGGGGAUGCCGGGAAAAAACUUUUAUGUCUGGUCGUCGAUGAUAUCGGGGUAUUUCAAGAAGGGUGAUGAUAAGAAUGCUGAAGCCAUUUUUGAGAUGAUGACUUCAAAGAAUUUGGUAGUUUGGAAUUCACUUAUUUCUGGAUAUACGCAAAAUGGGAUGUGCAAGGAGGCUUUGGGGGGCUUUAAAAGAAUGCAAGAUGAAGGUUUCGAACCCGAUGAGGUUACAAUGGUCAGUGCUUUAUCGGCAUCUGCUCAGCUGGCUUCAUUGGACGUCGGCAAGGAAAUACACGAGAUGAUCAUUCAGAAGGGUGUUAAGCUGAACCGGUUUGUUCUGAAUGGGUUGGUUGACAUGUAUGCCAAGUGUGGCGAUCUGAGGAAUGCGAGACUGAUCUUUGAAGGAAUGCCCCAUAAAAAUGAUGCUGCAUGGAACUCAAUGAUCUCUGCUUUUGCCGUUCAUGGACAGCCUAAGGAGGCUAUUGACUUUUUCACACGAAUGGUCAACUCUCCCGGUGUGACUCCUAACGAGAUAACAUUCCUUUCAGUUCUGACAGCGUGUGCACAUGGUGGGUUCGUAGACGAAGGUAUGAAGAUUUUCUAUAAAAUGGAGAUGAUGGGGUUGGUAGCAAACAUCAAGCAUUAUGGUUGUUUAGUUGACCUUUUAGGAAGGGCAGGAAAACUAGAGGAGGCUCUUGAUUUGAUCAAGGAGAUGCCUCUGAGCCCAAAUGACACGGUUUUGGGCUCUCUACUAGGGGCAUGCCGAACUCACUGCAACAUGGACAUGGCAGAACUUGUGCUUGAAGAGAUCAAAGAAAUGAACUCUAGGAGCCACUCUUGCGACGAUGCCCAUUAUGUGUCACUCUCCAACAUUUAUGCUGCCUCUGAACGGUGGGAAGAAGCCGAACACACGAGAUUUUCCUUGUCAAAUAAAGGGUCCGAAAAGAUGCCUGGGUGCAGUUCAGUCAUGCUUGAAGUCCCUGGCUCUGUUUGUUUUGAGUGACCUUUGCCACCAAGACGGAUCCCAGCGCAAAGAAAGGAGAUUGGAGCUGUUAUAGACGGUUUUGUGCCAAGGCAUUUGACUAAUUUCGAUCCCGGGUAAAUAUAAAGAUCCAGCGGAUAAACUUGUUGAAAAUCGGAUGAUAAGAAAAGGAAAUGGAUAAG